Molecule: messenger RNA, 3147 nt
Organism: Manis javanica (Malayan pangolin)
Lineage: Eukaryota; Metazoa; Chordata; Mammalia; Pholidota; Manidae
Product: guanylate-binding protein 1
Molecular function (GO): GTPase activity; GTP binding
Source: RefSeq, a predicted model, not a curated record
GGAGGAACUCUUUAUAUAGAGUUAAUAACAAAGUAUUGCCCACACGUGUGCAGUGAGCAAGCCGACCAGGGCCAGGUGAGAAUCUUUGCUAUAGGAACCUUCACUUUCUCCACACCAGCUCUAAAAGAUCUCUGCUACUGAUUUAUAGUAAAGACAAGGAAACACCCUCAGCAUGGCCUCAGAGAGCCACAUGCCAGCCCCCCUGUGCCUCAUUGAGAACAUUAAAGGGCAGCUGGUGGCUAAUCAGGAAGCUCUGAAGAUCCUGUCUGCCAUUACCCAGCCAGUGGUGGUGGUGGCUAUUGUGGGCCUGUACCGCACAGGCAAAUCCUACCUGAUGAACAAGCUGGCUGGGAAGAGAAAGGGUUUCUCUGUUGGCUCCACAGUGCAGUCUCACACCAAGGGCAUCUGGAUGUGGUGUUUGCCUCACCCCAAGAAGCCAAGCCACACCCUAGUUCUGCUUGACACCAAGGGCCUGGGCGAUGUGCAGAAGGGUAACCAGAAUAAUGAUACUCAUAUCUUUGCACUGGCAAUUCUACUGAGUAGCACCUUUGUAUACAAUACAAUGAACAAAAUUGACCAGAGAGCUGUCGACCUAUUGCACUAUGUCAUAGAGCUGUCAAAUCUGCUCAGGACCAUAACCUCACCUGAUGGCAGCAGGGCUGAAGAUGCAGCUGACUUUCAGUGUUUCUGUCCAGAUUUAGUGUGGACUCUGAGAGAUUUCUACCUAGCCCUGGAAGUAGAUGGGAAGCUCAUCACAACAGAUGAAUACCUGGAGAAUUCACUGAAGCCAGGGCAAGGCACUAAUCAAAGGCUUCAAAAUUUCAAUUUGCCUGAUCAAUGUAUCAAGAAAUUCUUUCCAGUAAGGAAAUGCUUUGUCUUUGACACACCCACUCACAGGAAGAAAUUUGCCCAGCUUGAGACACUGUGUAAUGAUGAGCUGAAUCCUGAUUUUGUGCAACAAGUAGAAGAAUUCUACUCCUACAUCCUCAACCAUUCCAAACCUAAAACUCUUUCAGGAGGCAUUAAGGUCAAUGGACCCUAUCUAGAGAGCCUGGUGCUGACCUAUGUCAAUGCUAUCAGCAGUGGGAAUCUGCCCUACAUGGAGAAUUCAGUCCUGACUUUGGCCCAGAUCAAGAAUUCAACUGCAGUGAAAAAGGCCAUUGCUCACUAUGACCAGCAGAUGAGCCAGAAGGUCCAGCUGCCCACAGAAACCCUCCAAGAGCUGCUGGAUCUGCACAGCGCCAGCAAAAGAGAGGCCAUCAGAGUUUUCAUGGAGAACUCUUUCCAGGAUGUGGACCAAAGUUUCCAGAAAGAAUUAGAGACUUUGCUGGAAGCAAAACAGAGUGACUUUUAUAAACAGAACUUGAAGGCAUCUUCAGAUUAUUGCUCAGCUUUACUUCAAGAUAUUUUCCAGCCUCUAGAAGAAGGUGUGAAGCAGGGGAUUUAUUCAAAGCCAGGGGGGUUUCGUCUCUUCGUGCAGAAGACAGAAAAGCUGAAGGCAAUGUACUAUCAAAAACCCAGAAAAGGAAUACAGGCUGAGGAAACUCUGCAGAAAUAUUUACAGUCCAGGGAGUCUGUGAGCGAUAGCAUUCUACAGAUGGACCUGGCUCUCACCAAGAGGGAAAAGGAGAUAGAAGAGGCACGUGUGAAAGCAGAGGCUGCAAAGGCUGAAGCUCAAAGGCUGGAGGCAAUUCAAAGGCGCAACCAGGAAAUGCUGGUGGAGAGGGAGAGACUCCAUCAGCAACAAGUGAGACGAAUGGAGAGGAACAGAGCACGUGACCUGGCGAUGUAUUGGAGGGCCCAGGAACGUCGGCUCCAGAUUGAGAGGAUUAUGUUUCCGGAGUUGGUGAAAGGUAUAUGGAAGAACUACACAAAUGAGAAACCGAAAAUGAGAGGUAAAAUGGACAUGCAUGGAAAAGAGGGGUCAAGGACCAGCUUCUUUUACUUACUGAGGGAUUCAAAUAAGAAGAGGCUGAAAAGAUCAGAGAGCAUACUGAAGCUGAAAGAAGAAGGCUUCACAAUAAGAUCCAGCAACUCCAGAGAGAAGUUCCCUCACCAGAAGAUCCAUGUAUCUUACUCUAAGAGCUAAAUACCAAAACUUACUUUUCUUGUUCACUUUCACUGAAGACACAAAGGAAUGAUAAAUUAUAGAACUUGGGACAAUCACCAUUUAAAUAAAUUUCAUAAUGAUUAUAUCAAACUUCUAUGCAGAGUUAUAGUUAUGAUACCCAUAUUUAGGUAAAGCUAAUCUCAAUAAUUCAAGUUUCAAUUGUUUCAAUGACUUAAUAGCUUACAUGAUCAUUUCCUUAAAGAGAUUAAAUUACAUAGUAAGGGAUAUUUUAUCACUGCCUCUAUGCUAGGGUGAUAUUGGGUUGGUUCCAUCAGAAGAAACUUUCUCCAGUACCCCAAUGCCACCCCUAUAAUUUUCAAUAUUUGUCAGAGGGGAGAUCAGAAGAGUCCUGGUGGGGGUGCAAUCUGCAAAGAGCUAAGUCCAGUGGGACUUGACCAAAGUUUUGGGCUCAGUUGGGUGUCACUCCCACCAGGUGGGGUGAUCAUGUGCUGGAUGCCAUCAAAAGGAGGCACCAAUGGUAAGGAUAACUGACCGAGCUUCUUAGUGGAAACAGCAUAUGGUUCUCCAGUGGGCAGAGAUUGUUCAGUCUAUAGACAGUGAUAUGACUCCUGGGCAUGGAGAGUAGGCUGUUUGCUUAGAUUCUAAGCUGUAAAGAAAUAACCUGGUAAUAAAAUAAAAGUACUCCAGAAGAUGGAUGGAACUACCAACAUGGAAAGUGAGUCGUGGGCUCAAGGCUAGAGAAGAUGUUUUCUUCUUGUUCACCCUCACAAAGGAGAUGAAUUAAAUAGGCCAUUUUAUAUCAUUAAGUGAUUAUAUUGGACUUAGUAAUUAUAUGUUGCAUGUUCAUAAUCCUUUAGAGCCUAUAAAUAAAUGGUAUAAGAAAUGCUAAAGUGCCCCAAAAUUUGAUGACUCAUUUAAUUUUAUCCUUGUAUAUAGUGCUGUAUUAUAUCAAAUUAUUAUAAAUCUUUGCAACCAUAUAUGAAAACCUACUUUUCUCUUUAAAAAUUAUGGAUUGCAUAAAUAUAUCUAUUUCUACAUAUUUUAACCACAUAUAAUCAUUAAAAAAUUUAAUAGCA